Molecule: messenger RNA, 798 nt
Organism: Acanthosepion pharaonis
Lineage: Eukaryota; Metazoa; Mollusca; Cephalopoda; Sepiida; Sepiidae
Source: the annotation of a GenBank genome assembly
AUGUAUAUAAAAAAAUACUUUCCUACUUUCCUUUGCUCCCCCUCCCUACCAUCUUUUCCUCCCCUCCCUACCAUCCUUUCCUCCCCCUCCCUACCAUCCUUUCCUCCCCUCCCUACCUUCCUUUCCUUUCCUCCCCUCCCUACCUUCCUUUCCUUUCCUCCCCUACCUUCCUUUCCUUUCCUCCCCCCUACCUUCCUUUCCUUUCCUCCCCUACCUUCCUUUCUUUUCCUCCCCUCCCUACCUUCCUUUCCUUUCCUCCCCUCCCUACCUUCCUUUCCUUUUCCUCCCCUCCCUACCUUCCUUUCCUUUUCCUCCCUCCCUACCUUCCUUUUCCUUUCCUCCCUCCCUACUUUCAAUUCCUACUUUCCUUUCCUUUUCUUUCCUCCCUCCCCUACUUUCUUUCCUCCCCUCCCUAAUUUCCUUUCCUCCCCUCCCAUCCUCUCCCUAAUUUCCUUUCCUCCCCCCCCACCCUCCUUUCCUUUCCUUUCUUUUCCUUUCCUCCCUCCCCUACUUUUCUUUCCUCCUCCCCUCCUUUACUUUCCUCCCCUCCGUACUUUCCCUUUCCUCCCCUCCCUAAUUUCCUUUUCUUUCCUCCCUACUUUUCUUUCCUCCCUACUUUUCUUUCCUCCCUACUUUUCUUUCCUCCCCACUUUCCUUUCCUCCCCUCCCCACUUUACUUUCCUUUCCUCCCCUCCCCACUUUACUUUCCUUUCCUCCCCUCCCCACUUUACUUUCCUUUCCAUUUCCUUCAUUUGGUCUUAUGCCAUAUUAAGCUUAGUAAAUAUUAAUAAAAAAUAG